UGUACCUACUUGCGCAUCGCAAAGCUCUAUGAUGGGCGAUCGGUGAACGCGCAACAGCACCACAUCGCAACGUUCUGGCCAUGGGAAAACGAACCGCAGACGAUCUCGAGGACGGAAACCAGGCCUAUCUCAAACGCCAGAAAAUUGGAAAUGUCGGCAAAGCUGGACAUACGCAUGCUGUAGGAAAUCUGGGCCCGCCGACUGAAAUACACUCUGGGAAACAGCUACGGCAGUUGCUAGCAUUUGACCAAGAUUCUACGCGAUCGAGGCAGGGUAUGGCACAAACAUGACCUUCGGCUUUGUUCUUACUAACAGAAAGUAUCAGGAAUACAAUCUUUCAAGGCAUUUCUCGAGAGUUUUGCCAGUUCUGAAAGCGACAAUGGGCGUCGGAUAGCAAUUCUUAGGGAGUACCUUGAUUCCUUCAAGCCAAAUGAGGAGGAAAAAACUGCGGCACAUGUCCCAGAUAUCAUGCAGACAUGGAGCUUUGCAGCGCAGUCCAAUACCGAGACUUUACUAUCUGCUGUUCCUGCCGUCCUUGCACUUCUACUGCGUACAAUGUCCAGUAUCCUCGAAUUCUCCGAUCAUGGUAUGCGAUUAUGUCGAACGAUCCUCCAGAAGAGCCAAUUGGAUUUGGUAGUUCGAGGAUUGACAGCAACAAAGGGGAAGGAAUUCGUCAUUUCUCCAGUUCUCCGUCUGCUUCGGGAAAUCACCACUUUCGACGGCGGAGCUAUGGCACGGCAAGUCUUCCGAAUGAGAGACUUCACCCUGAAAGGCUUAGGGCGCAAUCUAAAUCUCCGUUAUACUGGUGAUGGUCAGGAAGAUAUUCGAAAACCAUCCGUCAGAACGAAUUCCUUACGAUUCAUUUUGUCUUUAUUGAGAUUCUUGCCCACGGAUUCCAGGAAAGAGCUUCUAUACCAGCGCGACAUAGUAUCAGCAUUGAGCAAAGACAUAAAAGAUGACCAGCCAAUUAUGGUCCGGGAGAUUCUGGAAACGCUAAAAGUGCAUGUCCUACAGGAUGAAGCAAUACCACGAGAUGGCAAAACAAAAGUUGCCAAUACGACUUCGUUGAGCCGAAUCGCAAUGUUGUAUGGCUAUGACCAACCAGAGCAAGACCCAGAAACGAAAGGCAAACCUGUGGAUACAGUGGCGCAUGAAUUUCUGCUGCUGGCAUGCACUUCCAAUGAUUCAGGGAUCCUUAACCGUCAGACUGCUUUCUAUCCUCGUGGUGUCGAUCCGGAUGACUUGCACGACGUUGAUGCCGAUCAAGCCUUCCUUGACUUGGGCCUGGAUAGCAUUGAGUGGAUGGGCCAAUUUACCGAACAAGUUCCUGUACGAAACACCAUACUGUCCGAGUUCAUUCAGAAUUUACGGCCAUGGUCGAGCACAAAGCAAAGAGAGUUGAUAUUGGCUAUUUUUGCUGCUGCGCCUGAGCUAGUGGCAGAAUACUUUUUCAACAAGAAGACAUUUGCAUUUGAUCCAAAACUCACAGCAACAUGGAUUGGAUAUUCUACCUUUCUCUUCUCUUGUCUCCAGUUGCCCGUACCCAAUUACUUUGGCCACCAAGGAGGGUACGCGCAACUUCCACCUCCGCCUUCAAUAGUUUUGGAAUGUGUUCUUCCACAACCUCUGAGCCAGAAAGUGUUGAGAGGUUGUUUACGACAUCCUCAGAGCCUGAUCAAAUUCUUUGCCAUCAGAAUGCUCUGUAUUGCCUUUCGCAAAUUCAAACAAAUUAUGGCCAUGUAUCAAGAGGCAGCCAAUGGGACAUCAUCUUUGUGGAAAAAAGCUUCGGGUCAAUUGACUGAAGAAUUUUGCAAAAGAUGUCCUUCAAUCAAAGAUGUGAUUCAUGCCUUUCGAAAUAUGACCCCGGAAGAUAUGUUGCAAAGGGAAGCAGUCACUAAACUACUCGUUUUGUAUUAUGAAGUCGUCCCCAGCGUUGCUCUCGAUGCGAAAUUCGACGUAUCCGGGGCACUAGCCCAGGCACUUCGAGAUACCGAUGAUCCAUCCCUUAAACCCGAAGACCGUGGCCUGCGAGUAAUGGAAUUGGAAAAUCUCUUUCAAUUUGCUCAUUUCUCGCCCGGAAUGCGAUGGUUCACAAAAAUACAGGAGUUUCCAACAACACCGUUCAUGGCCAUGCUGAAACUCUCGGCUUCGGCUCCUGCUGAUAUCCCGUUGCUUGGACUAAAAUCGGUUCUUAGUUCCAUCAUAGAGGAAAACCAAAUUUUACAAAUGCAAACUGCUAUUCCUGCUAUGGACUCAUUCAUAUUGCGAUUACGAUCGCUUUCGGGCUCUGCAAAUGCCCCAGCCAUAUAUGCUUUCUUUGAUGAUUGCAUUUCUCGUUGUGCAGCAAAGCCAGUCAAAUAUCUAUUGGCACUCGAAGAAGCACACUCCAAAGUUCAUGAAUCCGCCGAGAAGCAGCAGCCUCUUAGUCUGUUGACUUUGGCUAUUGUGGAACAAUGGCCAUUUCUGCUUAAAGCAACCGACGAUUCAGUGCUGCCUGAUGUUGCCCAAUUUGUCGCAUCUUAUUUGGCGACCGGGAUUAAAAUCAAAGAGGACAAAAAGGUUAUCAAGACAGUCGCAGAAGAGCUUGCUUCUGGCAUCCCAAAGGAGUCAUCCGCUAGGAAGACCAUUGAACGUUCUCAUAAAUUGGUAGAUGACAUUGAGGUUCCUGAACCGGUAUCAAAAAGUCCAUCCAAGUCUGCUGGCGUUGCGAAAACCAACGGACCUUCCGAGGCGGAGAAAGAUGCAGUUACAGCAAAAAUGCUAGAAGAUUCUCCCGUCUCGACCGAGGAUCACGCAUCACUUGUGAGAUGGGUUUCAAAGGAAGUGGACGAAGCAGUUGAAGGGGGGCAUUUGGCAUCACUGAUAAUGCUUCUAUCAUCUGAGCAUCUGAGCGUGCGUAUGGAAGCAGCAACAAAUACAUCCAAGUUUGCGGCCAAGCUCAAGGCUUCUACUUUUGAAGAGAAAGAGCAGAUAUGGCUUCUACUUUGCGAAGUUGUGGAGACGGCCAAGAAAACAAUCAGUCAACAACCUUUAGCAACUGUGGUAUCAGCUUUCGCUUCUCGCGCGAUCAACGUUCUCAACGACCCGCUGCACUGUCUUUAUCCAAAGAUCAACAAAUUUCUUUCGCAGGGUCCUACGUGGGAAUUAGAUAAAGUUCCUUUGAUGUACAAAAUCCUCGAUGAAUCGCCAAGUUUGGACGAUGCAUAUUAUCAGGAAGCAAGCUGGCUUCUCACUGGAAUGCUUGCUGGUCUUCGAACGGAAUCAGAUAUGGCAAUUUAUCGUAAGCGUCGUGUCUUUGAAAAGCUCUUCAGUCUUUGGAACAGCGCCUAUCUCGCCCCGGGUUUGCGCGACAAGAUACUGCGUAUACUUUUCAGAGCGACCACAAUCGAAGGAGGCAGCACCACACUUAUCACAAGGUUUAGUACCAUGACCUGGCUCCAAGCGCAAGUUGCGUUGGGCUCGGGUAUGUCGCUCAAGGUGUUGAUGGAGAAGAUCUUGGAGUCAUCGGACAAAAAGCGGGUUGGGAAAUGGGCGAAUGGUAUUGAUAUUGUCAAGGCGGAUACUUUGAAGUUUUAGAUUUUUGU
Molecule: messenger RNA, 3584 nt
Organism: Hymenoscyphus albidus
Lineage: Eukaryota; Fungi; Ascomycota; Leotiomycetes; Helotiales; Helotiaceae
Source: the annotation of a GenBank genome assembly